Molecule: messenger RNA, 1745 nt
Organism: Magallana angulata
Lineage: Eukaryota; Metazoa; Mollusca; Bivalvia; Ostreida; Ostreidae
Product: T-complex protein 1 subunit zeta-like
Exons: 15
Coding region: 43-1638 (531 amino acids)
Biological process (GO): protein folding
Cellular component (GO): chaperonin-containing T-complex
Molecular function (GO): ATP hydrolysis activity; ATP-dependent protein folding chaperone; ATP binding
Source: RefSeq, a predicted model, not a curated record
GAUCUAGCAAGGGAAGUUACUGUACAGGAAACAAGCAAAGUCAUGUCGGCUAUCAAGACACUCAAUCCUAAAGCUGAAGUUGCUAGGGCUUCGCAGGCGCUUGCUGUGAACAUAAGCGCUGCUAAAGGUCUUCAAGAUGUCUUAAAAUCAAAUCUUGGACCAAAGGGGACCCUUAAAAUGUUGGUGUCUGGAUCAGGUGACAUCAAACUGACAAAGGAUGGGAAUGUUCUUCUUGAUGAAAUGCAAAUCCAGCAUCCAACAGCAUCUCUGAUUGCCCGUGUAGCCACAGCACAGGACGAUAUCACAGGAGAUGGAACAACAUCAAAUGUUUUGAUUAUUGGAGAGCUGUUGAAGCAGGCAGAUCUGUAUAUCUCAGAGGGACUUCAUCCUCGCUUAAUUACAGAAGGGUUUGACUUGGCAAAGGCAAAGGCUCUAGAGGUUUUGGAGGAGUGUAAAGUGUCUCGGGAGAUAGACAGAGACACCCUUAUACAGGUGGCCAGGACGUCUCUCAGGACGAAGGUUCACACUGAACUAGCUGAUCUGCUGACCGAGGAAGUUGUUGAUGCAGUAUUGGCCAUCAAACGAGGUAAUGACCCAGUUGAUCUGCACAUGGUGGAAAUCAUGGAGAUGAUGCACAAGACUGACAUGGACACAGUAUUGGUGAAGGGAAUUGUGAUGGAUCAUGGAGCCCGGCAUCCUGACAUGAAGAAGAGAUCCGAGAAUUGUUACAUUCUCACUUGUAAUGUCUCAUUGGAGUAUGAGAAAACUGAAGUCAACUCUGGAUUUUUCUAUAAGAGUGCUGCAGAAAGAGAGAAGCUGGUUCAGGCUGAGAGAGAAUUCAUUGAUGAACGUGUGAGGAAAAUCAUAGCCCUGAAGAAGCAAGUCUGUGAAGGCAACAACAAGAGCUUCUAUGUUAUCAACCAGAAGGGCAUUGAUCCUAUGUCUUUGGACAUGUUGGCUAAAGAAGGAAUUGUUGGACUUAGAAGAGCAAAGAGGAGAAAUAUGGAGAGAUUAACUCUAGCCUGUGGAGGAACAGCAAUGAACUCGGUAGAUGACCUAACCCCUGAGUGUCUGGGAUAUGCUGGUCUCAUCUAUGAAAGUGUUCUGGGAGAAGAUAAGUAUACUUUUAUUGAGCAAUGCAAGAACCCAUUGUCAGUCACUCUGUUGGUGAAAGGCCCCAACAAGCACACUGUGACCCAGAUCAAGGAUGCUAUCAGGGAUGGCCUUAGGGCUGUCAAAAAUGCCAUUGAGGACAAUUGUGUACUGCCCGGCGCUGGAGCAUUUGAGAUAGCUGCCUACCAGGAACUGAUGAAGUACAAAAAUGAAGUGAAGGGCAGAGCUAGACUAGGUGUCCAGGCAUAUGCUGAUGCUCUGCUAGUUAUCAUAAAGACCUUGGCACAUAAUUCAGGUCUAGAUGCCCAGGAAUCUAUUGUCAAAUUACAAGAGGAAUACACAAGUCCAAAGCAAGCUGUUGGUCUGGAUAUCAAAACAGGGGAAGCUAUUUUACCAAUGGAUGUAGGAAUUCUAGACAACUUUCGGGUCAAAAGACAACUUCUUCACUCUUGUACUGUUAUUGCCACAAAUCUUUUACUGGUGGAUGAAAUUAUGCGAGCAGGAAUGACCUCAUUGAAAGGAUAGCAUAGAACCUCAUCAUCUCUGUAGACAUUAAUUUAAUCUGAAAUCCUUUGAAAGUGAACAAAUCAUUUUUUUUCCCUGCCAUUAAAUAUUUGGAUGAAAAAACAGUU